Camelus dromedarius (Arabian camel) is the source of this 2051-nucleotide messenger RNA. RefSeq names its product keratin, type II cuticular Hb6. Gene Ontology annotation, biological process: intermediate filament organization; keratinization. Gene Ontology annotation, molecular function: structural constituent of skin epidermis. Gene Ontology annotation, cellular component: keratin filament. The transcript has 9 exons. Lineage: Eukaryota; Metazoa; Chordata; Mammalia; Artiodactyla; Camelidae. The record is from RefSeq and is a predicted model, not a curated record. The coding region runs from base 59 to 1519 and encodes 486 amino acids.
UGUGCCCUCCAUUAGGCAGUCUACCUCCUCAGAGCCUCCUGUGCCCCAAAAAAGCACCAUGACUUGUGGAUCUUAUUCUGCUGGCCGAGCCUUCAGCUGCAUCUCUGCCUGCAGGCCCCUGCCUGGCCGCUGCUGCAUCACGGCCGCCCCCUACCGCGGCAUCUCCUGCUACCGCGGCCUCAACGGGGGCUUCGGCAGCCGCAGCUUCUGUGGAGGCUUCGGCGCCGGCUCCUGUGGCCGCAGCUUCGGGUACCGCUCAGGAGGCGUGUAUGGACCCAGCCCGCCCUGCAUCACCACCGUGUCUGUCAAUGAGAGCCUCCUCACGCCCCUCAACUUGGAGAUCGACCCCAAUGCUCAGUGCGUGAAGCAGGAGGAGAAGGAGCAGAUCAAGAGCCUCAACAGUAGGUUCGCUGCCUUCAUUGACAAGGUGCGCUUCCUGGAGCAGCAGAACAAGCUGCUGGAGACCAAGCUGCAGUUCUACCAGAACCGCGAGUGCUGCCAGAGCAACCUGGAGCCGCUGUUCGACGGCUACAUCCAGACGCUGCGGCGGGAGGCCGAGUGCGUGGAGGCCGACAGCGGGAGGCUGGCCUCGGAGCUCAACCACGUGCAGGAGGUGCUGGAGGGCUACAGGAAGAAGUACGAGGAGGAAGUUUCUCUGAGAGCAACAGCCGAGAAUGAGUUUGUGGCUCUGAAGAAGGAUGUGGACUGCGCCUACCUCCGCAAGUCAGACCUGGAGGCCAACUCAGAGGCCCUGAUCCAGGAGAUUGACUUCCUGCGGCGACUCUAUGAGGAGGAGAUCCGCGUUCUCCAAGCCAACAUCUCAGACACCUCGGUCAUCGUCAAGAUGGACAACAGCCGGGACCUGAACUUGGACUGCAUCGUCGCUGAGAUCAAGGAGCAGUACGAUGACAUCGUCAGACGCAGCCGGGCUGAGGCUGAGUCCUGGUACCGCAGCAAAUGUGAGGAGAUCAAGGCCACGGUGAUCCGGCAAGGGGAGACCCUGCGCCGCACCAAGGAGGAGAUCAACGAGCUGAACCGCAUGAUCCAGAGGCUGACGGCCGAGGUGGAGAACGCCAAGUGCCAGAUCUCCAAGCUGGAGGCAGCAGUGACCCAGGCUGAGCAGCAGGGUGAGGCCACCGUCAAUGAUGCCCGCUGCAAGCUGGCUGAGCUGGAAGGCGCCCUGCAGAAGGCCAAGCAGGACAUGGCCUGCCUGGUCAGGGAGUACCAGGAGGUGAUGAACUCCAAGCUGGGCCUGGACAUCGAGAUCGCCACCUACAGGCGCCUGCUGGAGGGCGAGGAGCAGAGGCUGUGCGAGGGCAUGGGAGCUGUGAAUGUCUGCGUCAGCAGCUCCCGCGGUGGCGUCGUCUGUGGCGAUCUAUGCGCCUCUGGUGCUGCCCCUGCUGUCACCACCAGCGUCUGCAGCGCCCCCUGCAGCGGUAACCUGGUGGUGGGCACCGCCAAUGCCUGCAGCCCCUGCGCCGGGGUAGGUGGCAGCAGAGUGAGCUGUAAGAAGUGCUAGGGUCACCGUCCGCCCAGCCAGGACUUUGCGCAACCGGAACGCCUUCCCCGCUGCCCUCUGCACCGCCCGCGGCCGGCAUCCUGAGAACCAGUCCCCAGACCUGCUCCCUCGGUGUGCCAUCCCCCAGGAACCUGGGCCCUGUGGAGGCCGGGGUGCAUCUUGGCCUCUUUCUGUAGCCUUUCCUAGUAGUCGUUUUGUUGUUCCGAGGAUUCAUCCUUUCUUCUACUUUCUGAUUUUUGCUGGAUUCAUUGGUCUUGUGUGAUCCCUUCACCUAAGCUUGGAGGAAGAGGACAGGCCCCAGAACCUCCCCAUGACCACAUCCUCGGAAUCUGCCAGUGUGCUCAUACCUGUGUAAUGGAGAUGGAGAACAGUGUUGGAGGUUUUCCUGUGACUCUGUGAGGGACGUGACCGGUGGGAAGGGAUGGACAUCACAUUCCAGGGAUGCCUGCAGAAGCUCUAAAAAGCCAAUGACUCCACUGCCUGCAUGUUUCUUUCCCUUCAUUUCACUCUUUGUUUCCAAUAAACUAAUUGU